AUGGACGCGUGUCUGAGCUCCGAGCAGCGGUCCCAGCACCUGCAGGAAGGACCAUGCACCCCGGAUGGCUGCUCCGCGCCGGAGGGGGCUCCCCGGGAGGAAGACACCGGUGGCCCUCCAGGAGGCUCUAACAAGAUAGAACCAUCCCUUCACAGCCUCCAGCAGUUCGUUCCUACAGACUAUGAGAGCUACACUCAGGAGCACUAUCUGUUUGCAGGCACGAAGAUUGUCAUCCAGGAGUCGAUAGAGAGCUACGGCGCGGUGGUGUGGCCGGGGGCUACGGCUUUGUGUCAGUAUUUGGAAGAACAUUCAGAGGAACUGAAUCUCCAAGACGCUAAAAUUCUUGAAAUUGGUGCUGGACCAGGCCUGGUUUCCAUUGUGGCCAGUAUUUUAGGAGCGCAAGUCACGGCGACGGAUCUGCCCGACGUCCUAGGAAACCUUCAGUACAAUCUCUUGAAGAACACAUUAAAACGUACAGCGCAUCUGCCCGAAGUGAGAGAACUGGUUUGGGGGGAAAGUCUGGAGCAACGCUUCCCCAGGUCAUCGUUUCAUUACGACUACGUCCUAGCCUCGGACGUGGUUUAUCACCACUACUUCCUGGACAAGCUGCUCGCCACCAUGGCGCACCUCUGCCAGCCGGGGACGGUGCUGCUUUGGGCGAACAAAUUCAGGUUCAGCACCGACUACGAAUUUUUAGAUAAAUUCAAGCAAGUUUUUGAUACAACGCUCUUGGCUGAAUUUCCAGAGGCAUCGGUCAAAAUUUUCCAAGGAAUACUAAAAUGGGAUUAG
This is a messenger RNA of Prionailurus viverrinus (fishing cat), 789 nucleotides long. RefSeq names its product methyltransferase 21C, AARS1 lysine (gene METTL21C). The coding region runs from base 1 to 789 and encodes 262 amino acids. Gene Ontology annotation, molecular function: protein-lysine N-methyltransferase activity. Gene Ontology annotation, biological process: peptidyl-lysine methylation. The transcript is spliced from 4 exons. Lineage: Eukaryota; Metazoa; Chordata; Mammalia; Carnivora; Felidae. Gene Ontology annotation, cellular component: cytoplasm; cytosol. The record is from RefSeq and is a predicted model, not a curated record.